AUGCAGGUUCUUAUUCGCGCGAAGCAGAAGGCCAAGUGUUUCCGAGAUGAUACAGACGAUCAUAAACGUGUCUCAUCAGCAUCAUUGCUCAAGAUUUCCUUCUCCUUCAUGUCCUUCAUGAGGACACUCUUCGCGACUGUCGUAUCCCUCCGAUCCUUGAUCGGUGCUCCCGAGACCCACGACAUCGUAGCCGUGCUGGAUAGCGAAGCCACAGGAAUUUCUUUCAGCGCGUUCAAAACGCCAGUUGCUCCGUAUGCUGGAGGUCACUACUACCACCUUCUAACCCUCUCAAUGGCAUCGCACACACUCUUCGCUGAACUCCAAUAUUGGUUUAACGGCCUCAAUUGGUCAGCCAUACCCCAUAAUCAACGAACAGGUUGGCUCUACGGGAUGUCACGAUAA
This is a messenger RNA of Cyclocybe aegerita, 402 nucleotides long. The record is from the annotation of a GenBank genome assembly. NCBI's taxonomy places the organism in Eukaryota, Fungi, Basidiomycota, Agaricomycetes, Agaricales, Hemipholiotaceae.